Messenger RNA from Elaeis guineensis (African oil palm), 1189 nucleotides. RefSeq names its product reticulon-like protein B1. The record is from RefSeq and is a predicted model, not a curated record. Gene Ontology annotation, biological process: response to bacterium. Lineage: Eukaryota; Viridiplantae; Streptophyta; Magnoliopsida; Arecales; Arecaceae.
ACCAUCCGCGCUUGGGGUUAUCUCGUCCUUCGGAUUUCUUUGCCCUCUCAAGCCUCGCUCCGAGCCACGAGGCUCGGAGUUCGGGAUAGGCCAUCCCAGGUUUGGUCCUUUAUAUACCCCCCACGGCGAGGAGAAGGUUAGCGUAGCUGCCGAGAGACUGGAGAGGGUGGUGCGACGAAGUUUGUGGCGGUAUCGGGGUAUCGAAGGCGAUGGCGGAGAACAAAGAGGAAUCGGUGGGGGAGUCGGUGAUGGAGAAGAUAAUGGAGAAGUUCCACGACGAUGACUCCUCGUCCUCGGACUCGGACAACGAGAAAUCGAAGCCGUCCUCCUCGCCUGUCAAGUCCCAGAUAUACCGCCUCUUCGGCAGGGAGAAGCCCGUCCACACCGUCUUGGGCGGCGGAACGCCUGCUGAUGUUUUCCUAUGGAGGAACAAGAAGAUCUCUGCCGGUGUGCUUGGUGGGGCCACGGCCAUCUGGGUCUUGUUCGAGUUGAUGGAAUACCAUUUGCUCGCUCUUGUCUGCCACUGCCUCAUUCUAUCGCUGGCGAUCUUGUUCCUUUGGUCCAAUGCGAGCACCUUCAUCCACAAGUCUCCGCCACGCAUUCCUGAGGUUAGCAUCCCUGAAGAUGUGGCUGUGAACGUUGCGCUUUCGCUGAGAUAUGAGAUCAACAGGGGUUUUACUGUUCUAAGGGACAUUGCAUCAGGACGUGAUCUGAAGAAGUUCCUCGUGGUGAUUGCUGGUUUGUGGGUCCUUUCAAUCGUUGGGAGUUGCUGCAAUUUCUUGACCUUGUUUUACAUAGCAUUUGUUACACUGCACACAGUGCCCGUUCUGUAUGAGAAGUAUGAGGACAAAGUUGACCCAUUUGCAGAGAAGGUGAUGACAGAAGUCAAGAAGCAUUAUGCAACGUUUCAUGCCAAGUGUUUGAGCAAGAUUCCAAGGGGGCCUCUGAAAGAGAAGAAGCACCAGUAGGUUCUGACAGUUAGUGACUAUCUAUGGAUUUUGAAGUGUUAAUGAGACUGUUUUCUCAUUUUUCUCUGAACUUCCUCUUUGAUGCCAAGUAUUUAUGAUAUGUAUCGUAAAUAUGUUUGCACUAUUUGCCGAAUGUGAGCAUCCUACUGUAUGCCAUUUCUGCUGGUGAUUUGAUUGCACUAUUUAUUUGAUCUGAUUAAGUUGAUGCUCCCUUUGUGAUU